Anguilla anguilla (European eel) is the source of this 2814-nucleotide messenger RNA. RefSeq names its product multiple C2 and transmembrane domain-containing protein 2-like. The transcript has 23 exons. Gene Ontology annotation, molecular function: calcium ion binding. Lineage: Eukaryota; Metazoa; Chordata; Actinopteri; Anguilliformes; Anguillidae. Gene Ontology annotation, biological process: regulation of neurotransmitter secretion. Bases 183 to 2792 code for a protein of 869 amino acids. Gene Ontology annotation, cellular component: synaptic vesicle membrane. The record is from RefSeq and is a predicted model, not a curated record.
ACAAGUUUACGAGGAAGUGCCGACGUUUGCAGAUGCGUUGCAACUUCGAUUGAUUAAAACUCGACCCCUCAUCUUCAUUUGUCUUGGACCUAGCCGAUUUGAGCAUGUUACUGCCAGCGGAAUACAGCAUUCAGAGAAAGUGAGUCAUUGCGGGUUUUGGGUGUUGCCCCACCCCACUCGAUAUGGAGCCAAAGAAAUCCUCAGUUUGGGGGAACCUGCGCCAGAGGGCCAAGCCUCUGUUCCAGGGCACGCUGAGGUCCAAGAAGGGCUCAGACAAGCAGUCGAUGAGGAAGAAGGGCUUACUGCGUCACAGGCUGAGCUCGUCCGUGCCCGACGUGAGGGACCCGCCCACGUCUUUGGCCACGCCCCCGGCCGAACCGGACUCGGCGCUCCCCGGCGGGAGCGGUUUGCAGGUGGGCUCCGCCCACGCGCACAGACUGAGCAUGCCCUCUCCAGACGCUGCGGACAGGGUCUCCUUGGAUUCCGUGGGCAGCGGCCCCUCGGACAAGUCAGCCCUCUCACGCGGGAGGCCCGAACCCGGGCCCGGGGAGCGGGACGAGGGACCGGACCCCGGCGAAAUGUCGCUCCCGCUGCCGUCGUGGGAUAUACCUACUGUGGAAAUACAGGAGGACAGGAGUGAGUAUGUUGACAAUAAUGAGCUGGACAGCCAUUCAGUGCAGGACAUGGGGGAGAGCAAUGCCUUGGAUGUGGGAGUUGCUGUGACUCAGAGGAGCUUCUACUUGCUCACCAUCACCUUGAGGGAGGGCCGAAAGCUGGUGAUCAGGGACCGCUGCGGAACGAGUGACCCAUAUGUCAAAUUCAAAUUAGAAGGAAAGACUGUUUACAAAAGCAAAGUGAUCUCGAAAAACCUGAACCCCAUCUGGAAUGAGUCCUUCUCCCUUCCCAUGCGCAGUCUGGAGCAGAAGCUGCUGGUAAAGGUGUACGACCGCGACCUGACCAAAGAUGACUUUAUGGGGUCCGCAUGUAUGAACCUGAGCGACCUUGAGCUGGACAAAACCUGCGAGAUGGUGCUCCAGCUGGAUGAUCCAAACAGCCUGGAGGAAGACAUGGGCGUGGUGGUGAUUGACACCUGCCUGUCACUCAGAGACGGGGAAAGCGGGCAUCUUCAGAAGUCAUCCAAACUGAAGAAGAGCAUAAGGGCGGGGGCGUCGCCGCAGAGCCGGCGUCUGUUCGAGGCGCACAGGAAGAGCCAGCUGUGGAGCGCGGUGGUGGGAGUGACCCUGGUGGAGGGGCGGGACCUGCCCGAGGAUGGCCCGGGGGAAGUGUUUGUGCGCUGCAGGCUGGGCGACCAGAAGUACAAGAGCAAGGCCCUGUGCAAAAAGGCCAACCCUCAGUGGAGAGAGAGGUUUGACUUCAACCACUUCCAGAACGGGCCGGACAUCCUGGAGUUUGAGGUGUGCACCAAGGAGGGGCGCAAAUAUGAGCACUGUUUUGGAAUGUGUGAGGUGGAUCUCUCGCAGGUCCCUGCAAACAAGCAGAAGCUCUUCACUCCAGUGCUGGAUCAUGGGUGUGCCAAACUGGUGUUCCUUAUUACCGUGUCACCCUGCAGCGGGGUGUCCAUCUCCGACAUGUGCGCCCCCCCGCUAGAGGAACCCGAGGAGAGAGAAAACACACUGAACAGAUACUGUUGGAAGAACUCCUUUAAAAAUGUCCGGGAUGUGGGAUUCCUCCAGGCCAAGGUCAUCCGGGCCGCCGACCUCAUUGCGGCCGAUCUUAACGGGAAGAGUGACCCUUUCUGCGUCUUGGAGUUGGGGAACGACAGACUGCAGACCCACACCAUCUACAAAACUCGCCACCCGGAGUGGAACAAAGUCUUUACCUUCCCACUUAAAGACAUCCAUGAUGUGCUGGAGGUGACUGUUUUUGAUGAAGAUGGAGACAAAGCACCAGAUUUCCUAGGGAAGGUGGCCAUUCCUUUGCUCUCUGUGCAUAAUGGCCAGCAGGUGUCAUACAUGCUGAGAAAGGAGGACCUUCAGGGACUGUCCAAAGGGACCAUAUCCCUGGAGCUGGAGGUCGUUUUUAACCCAGUCAGAGCCAGCAUCAGGACCUUCAAACCAAAGGAGAUGAAAUUCAUCGAGGACAACCCCAAGUUUUCCAAAAAGAUCUUAGCGCGCAAUGUGCUUCGCGUCCGGGCGAUCACCAGAGCGCUGCUGUAUACUUUACAGUACAUUAAAAGCUGCUUUCAAUGGGAGAGCACGCAGAGGACAGUCAUCGCCUUCUCGAUCUUCGUCUUCACGGUGUGGCACUGGGAGUUGUACAUGCUGCCACUGCUGCUCCUCUUCCUCAUGGCCUGGAACUAUGUGAAGGUGGUCUAUGGGAAGGACAGCCAAAGUCAAGACCUGGAUAACAUAGGUUAUGAUGAAGAUGAAGACGAAGAUGAGAAGGAGUCUGAGAAAAAAGGGCUGAUGGAAAAGAUCCACAUGGUCCAAGAAAUUGUCAUCACCGUUCAGAACAUUCUGGAAGAAAUUGCAUGCUUUGGGGAAAGAGUUAAGAACACAUUUAACUGGUCAGUGCCCUUCCUGUCCACCCUCGCCUGCUUGAUUUUCACUGUGGCCACAGUAUUGAGUUACUUCAUCCCACUACGCUACAUUGUCCUAAUAUGGGGCAUCAACAAGUUUACCAAGAAGCUGCGCAAUCCGUACGCCAUCGACAACAACGAGGUUAUGGACUUCCUCGGGAGGGUUCCCUCCGAUGUCCAGAAGGUGCAGUACGGCGAACUGAGGGUGGCCAGCGGCCAGACGCCACUCAGGAGGAAGCCUCGCGCUCCAUAGGUGGGGUCGGGUGGGGGGGGGG